Messenger RNA from Erinaceus europaeus (western European hedgehog), 3146 nucleotides. RefSeq names its product potassium voltage-gated channel subfamily C member 4 (gene KCNC4). Gene Ontology annotation, cellular component: voltage-gated potassium channel complex; dendrite membrane; axon. Gene Ontology annotation, biological process: protein homooligomerization; potassium ion transmembrane transport. NCBI's taxonomy places the organism in Eukaryota, Metazoa, Chordata, Mammalia, Eulipotyphla, Erinaceidae. Bases 1 to 1998 code for a protein of 665 amino acids. The record is from RefSeq and is a predicted model, not a curated record. Gene Ontology annotation, molecular function: protein binding; delayed rectifier potassium channel activity. The transcript is spliced from 4 exons.
AUGAUCAGCUCGGUGUGUGUCUCCUCCUACCGCGGGCGCAAGUCGGGGAACAAGCCUCCGUCCAAAACAUGUCUGAAGGAGGAGAUGGCCAAGGGCGAGGCGUCGGAGAAGAUAAUCAUCAACGUGGGCGGCACGCGACAUGAGACCUACCGCAGCACCCUGCGCACCCUGCCGGGCACCCGCCUCGCCUGGCUGGCGGAUCCCGACGGCGGGGGCCGCCCGGAGUCCGAUGGCGGCGGCGCGGGCAGUAGCGGCAGCAGCGGUGGCGGCGGCGGCGGCGGGAGCUGCGAGUUCUUCUUCGACCGGCACCCGGGCGUCUUCUCCUACGUGCUCAACUACUACCGCACCGGCAAGCUGCACUGCCCCGCCGACGUGUGCGGGCCGCUCUUCGAAGAGGAGCUCACCUUCUGGGGCAUUGACGAGACCGACGUGGAGCCCUGCUGCUGGAUGACCUACCGGCAGCACCGCGACGCCGAGGAGGCGCUCGACAUCUUCGAGAGCCCGGACGGGGGCAGCGGGGGCGCGGGGCCGGGAGACGAGGCUGGCGACGAUGAGCGGGAGCUGGCCCUGCAGCGGCUGGGCCCCCACGAGGGAAGCGGGGGCCCCGGCGCGGGAUCGGGGAACUGCCGCGGCUGGCAGCCCCGCAUGUGGGCGCUCUUCGAGGACCCCUACUCCUCCCGGGCGGCCAGGGUGGUGGCCUUCACCUCUCUCUUCUUCAUCCUGGUUUCCAUCACCACUUUCUGCCUGGAGACCCACGAGGCCUUCAACAUUGACCGCAAUGUGACGGAGGUGCACCGUGUGGGGAAUGUGACCAGAGUGCGCUUAAGGCGCGAGGUGGAGACAGAGCCCAUCCUGACCUACAUCGAAGGUGUGUGCGUGAUGUGGUUCACCCUGGAGUUCCUGGUCCGCAUCGUGUGCUGCCCCGACACGCUGGACUUCGUGAAGAACCUGCUCAACAUCAUCGACUUCGUGGCCAUUCUGCCCUUCUACCUGGAGGUGGGGCUGAGCGGGCUGUCAUCCAAGGCAGCCCGCGAUGUGCUGGGCUUCCUGCGUGUCGUGCGCUUUGUGCGCAUCCUGCGCAUCUUCAAGCUGACGCGUCAUUUCGUGGGGCUGCGGGUGCUGGGCCACACCCUGCGCGCCAGCACCAACGAGUUCCUGCUGCUCAUCAUCUUCCUGGCCCUGGGCGUGCUCAUCUUCGCCACCAUGAUCUACUACGCUGAGCGCAUCGGCGCCCGGCCCUCCGACCCCCGGGGCAAUGACCACACUGACUUCAAGAACAUCCCCAUCGGCUUCUGGUGGGCCGUGGUCACCAUGACCACGUUGGGCUACGGGGACAUGUGCCCCAAGACGUGGUCGGGCAUGCUGGUGGGGGCGUUGUGUGCGCUGGCCGGUGUGCUCACCAUCGCCAUGCCUGUGCCCGUCAUUGUCAACAAUUUUGGCAUGUACUACUCACUGGCCAUGGCCAAGCAGAAGCUGCCCAAGAAGCGCAAGAAGCACGUGCCACGGCCACCACAGCUUGAGUCGCCUAUUUACUGCAAGUCCGAGGAGACCUCACCCCGGGAUAGCACCUACAGUGAUGCCAGCCCCCCUGCCCCAGAAGAGGGUGUGAUGGAGAGGAAACGAGCAGACUCCAAGCAGAAUGGAGAUGCCAACGCGGUGUUGUCAGACGAGGAGGGAGCAGGCCUCACUCAGCCCCUGGCCUCUGCGCCCACUCCAGAGGAACGCCGUGCCCUGCGCCGGUCUGGCACCCGAGACAGAAACAAGAAAGCUGCAGCCUGCUUCCUGCUCAGCGCGGGGGACUAUGCUUGCGCUGAUGGGAGUGUCCGCAAAGGAUGCAAAAAGUCCCGGAGUCUAAACAACCUAACAGCAGCGGCUGGAACCAGUCUGAGGCUGUCUCCACUGGCAUCACGAUACCAUUCGCCCUACCCUCAGAGAAAACUGCUCUCCCACCCUUUUCACCCCUUCACCAACCCACCAUCUGGACCCCCAGGCCCAUAACCACAGCCUUGAUGGUCCCCACCUCUAGCCCACAGGCACACACAGACGCAGACAUCCCGCCCUGCCUUCCUCUUGGGCCGGACGGGGUGUUCAGGACACGAGAUGUCAGGCCCUCCGAGAGCCUCUCCUUCAUGACACACAGUGCCCCCAUAUGUUCAGCUCUGAACCCUGAGACCAGGGAACAGGGUUUGACUGUUCCAAGGGCUACUUUUCUGUCCUGAGCACAGGCACUGCUAGCACCUCCCCAACCCAAGUUCCUGAGCCCUGUCUUAGGGAUCCCAUCUUCAUCACAGCACAUGUAUUUGCAUCCCUUGUGGCCUUCAACUAGCACAUUCAACAGUUAGCUAUCUGUCUGUCUGUCUAUCUAUCCCACACUUAGACCAGCAAGGCAAUCAGGCUGUCCCAUGAGGACUCUGCUGGUGUCAAGAGGUAGGGGGAAGUGGGGCUGCUACUAGGAGCACUGCUGUUCUCCAGUUCUGGUCUGUGGCACAGGUGUGUGUGUGUGGGGGGGGGGUCUAGACUCAGAGACACCCCCUGACACACACACCUCCCUGGAUUGAGUGCCCAGGCACAGGUGAGCCCUCCUAUCCAGGGUCACCUGCUCAGCUGGGCAGCCUGGCCUCCCAUCCACCCUGAGCUAUAGCAUCUCUUGCCACACUGCUUCCUUUGCUUCCCCAACAGUCUCCUCUCUCUCCUGCUCCCUCCAACUCCCAGCCCUGCCUCUGAGUCACCUGCCACUCCCACCCAGCCUCUGUGCUCUGCAAUCCUGCCAGAACCGGAGACUCAUCUAAUUUCUAUAAUUAAGUGUAUUCAUUUACCUAACGAGCCCGAGAGCACAACAGGUUUGUGAGUCACUGAGUGAGCCAGGCUAUACCCGGGUAGAGGCAGCUGAGGGGAUGUGGGGACAGAAGCCAGCUUGCCCCCCACCUGCUCCUGCUCAGAGAGAGGGCUGGGAUACAGGUUCUCCCCCCUCCCUGCAGUGCAUGCGCAGGGCUCUUCAGCCUCACCCCCAAAUUCCAGGAACACCUCAGCCAAGACAUUUCCUGCCUCACCUGAUGGGAAUGAGACCUGACAGCAAUGCCGUGCGCCUGGCAAUUUUUAGAGCCAGAUUAUGCAACUUUGUAGAGGGAACGACUGAGGGAGGCCUG